This is a messenger RNA of Ipomoea triloba (trilobed morning glory), 1287 nucleotides long. RefSeq names its product cyclin-D5-1-like. The transcript is spliced from 5 exons. NCBI's taxonomy places the organism in Eukaryota, Viridiplantae, Streptophyta, Magnoliopsida, Solanales, Convolvulaceae. The record is from RefSeq and is a predicted model, not a curated record. Gene Ontology annotation, biological process: mitotic cell cycle phase transition; regulation of cyclin-dependent protein serine/threonine kinase activity. Gene Ontology annotation, cellular component: nucleus; cyclin-dependent protein kinase holoenzyme complex; cytoplasm. Gene Ontology annotation, molecular function: cyclin-dependent protein serine/threonine kinase regulator activity. The coding region runs from base 105 to 1004 and encodes 299 amino acids.
UCUACUCCCACCCCAUCUCUUCAUCUCCCCCAUACAUAUCAUAUACACUUUUUUUUUUUUUUUUUACAUUAAUGUGAAAAAAAAAAGAUUAUUACAUUCUUGAGAUGGAAAAUCCUACCUUUACUGCGUCCAGUCUGCUUUGUACAGAGAGUGAAUCCAGCUUGAAUGAUGAACUUGAGGAAGGAGAUGACUGCACAUUGAUCACAGCAGAGGAUGAAGAUGAUGAUGGGUAUAUACAAAUAUUGCUUGAUAGAGAAAUCGCCAUGAAUGGUGGGCUCCAAAAAUUUGAUCUUUCACAGGUUAUCAAUGAGAAUUGGGCUCAAAAGGCUCGAUCGGAUGCAAUAGAUUACAUUCUUGAAACUGGAGGGUUGUUUGGAUUCAGAAUGCAAACAUCCUUCCUUUCAAUCAGUUAUCUUGACAGAUUUCUUUCAAGAAAAUCCAUAGAUGGAGAGAAGUAUUGGGCAAUAAAGCUAUUGGCAAUUGCAUGCCUUUCCUUGGCUGCAAAAAUGGAAGAAUUCAGAGUUCCAGCACUGUCACAGUACCCCAUGGAAGACUUCACUUUUAAGAGCAGUUUGAUCCAAAGAAUGGAGCUUUUGGUGCUGAAUACAUUGGAUUGGAAACUGGGAUUAAUCACUCCUCUUGCUUUCACCCAUUAUUUUUUAUCAAAGUUUAGCACUGUCUCAGAAAGAAAGAGUGCUGCAGUAUCAAGAACUAUGGAGAUCAUCUUGAGUGUGAUUAGAGAUGCAAAUUUAAUGAGUCAUAGGCCAUCUGUAGUGGCUGCAGCAGCAACAUUACUGGCAUUGGAUGGGGGACUAAUCAAAGAGAGUAUGGAGCUUAAGAUUAAUGCCUUACCUUCAGGUGGAUGUCUUAAGCUUGAUGAUGUAUUAUCCUGCUAUAAUCAAAUGAGGGAAGUGGAAAAAAAUGAGUUUCCAAAGCCCUGUACAGUUGCUUCCAGUCUUGGAUCCAAGAGGAAGAGGACUGAUGAUGAUGUUCUUGGAUUGUGACCAAAUCUCCCCAACACCAACAUGAAAAGCACAUUCACAGUCCAGUGUUAAUAAAAGAAAAAGUGUCUAAAGAUAUGGCUUCAAAGCUGACUAGUCAUUCUUCAUUUAGGUUAAUCUUUGAAUUGGUUGGUUGCUUUUGUUCUUUUUAGUAAAUUUGUUUGGGACUUUUUGGUUUGGUGUUUAUAUGUAAUCUCUUGCAGCCCUAACUUUUAAAGGGUGUGCUUGGGGAUGGUUUGCUGCAAGUAUGGUUUGGUUUAGUUUUGAUCUUUUAUCUGUUAUAAAA